AUGUCGGCACCAAACUCUUCCUCCAACAACUCAAACAACGCAGCAAGCAUGCUCAGCGGCCACGCCCAAUACGCAAAAGGUUACGUUGAGGAAACCGUUGGUAACUUGACGGGUUCAAAAGAGUGGCAGGACAGCGGCAAGAAAGACACUGCGGCCGGAAUCGAAGAGAUGAAAGCCGCGAACGCGCAGAAGACUUCUGAGCCUACGGCUUCUGGCCUGGGCGGGAAGGUUGAGGAAAUGGCGGGAAAGGCGGCGGGGUGCGAGGGGAUGCAGAAGGAGGGGGCGGUUAGACAGGAGAAGGCGUUGUAG
Molecule: messenger RNA, 309 nt
Organism: Drepanopeziza brunnea f. sp. 'multigermtubi' MB_m1
Lineage: Eukaryota; Fungi; Ascomycota; Leotiomycetes; Helotiales; Drepanopezizaceae
Source: RefSeq, a predicted model, not a curated record